This is a messenger RNA of Trematosphaeria pertusa, 687 nucleotides long. RefSeq lists its product as uncharacterized. Bases 1 to 687 code for a protein of 228 amino acids. Lineage: Eukaryota; Fungi; Ascomycota; Dothideomycetes; Pleosporales; Trematosphaeriaceae. The transcript has 2 exons. The record is from RefSeq and is a predicted model, not a curated record.
AUGACGUUCACCCUGACAAACACAACCCAACACCCCGACAGCGGCGCCACGCCACUCAGCCUCGACGCCACCAGCGACCAAUCAGCCCAAGAUGUAAAGCUCGUCUAUCCAUCGGCCGAGAACGACUAUCGCAUUACGACGGCCAUCAUUCCGCCGGGCAGCAAAUUCCACCCCGGCGCGCACUGGCACGAAGAUUACGAUGAGGUCAUGCGCGUCGCGAAAGGCCGUGCGAAGAUCAGGCUGGGAAAGGAGUGGAAGAUAUAUGGGCCUGAGGAUGGGGAGGUUCUGAUUCCAAAGGGGACGGUGCACGAUUUGAUGAGGGCGGAUGUGGAUGCCAAGCCCGGGGAGGGGGACGAGGGGGAAGUGUGGGUUGAGGAGAGGGGUGAGCCUGUCGACGGCUCCAAGGAAAUCUUUUUCCGCCAUGCGUUUUCCAUCACCGCGGAUAAAGCGGCUUUUGGGUGGAAGUUUCCGCUGCAGAUGCUGCUUACGCUCAUGUAUACGGAUGGGUACGUGGAUCUUGUGCCUGGGCCGGCGAGCUGGUAUGUCACGCAUGGGUUGUAUGCGGUUGUGAGACCUGUGGCAGGCUGGGCGGGCUUGACGCCGUUUUACGACCAGUAUACGCCCGAGAGAUUGAAAGAGAUUGCGAAGACAUUGGAGGAGAGGAUGAUGGGAAAGAAGAAGGUGUGA